AUGGAAGUUUUGCAAAAGAUAAUAUAAAAAUCUGGAACAAACUUAUCUCUUAUUGAUCUAGAAUUCAAGUAAAAUAAUAGUAGUAUAUCAGACAAAUCGAAAAUUUGAAAGAGGUACUUCCACUGCUUAUUUAAUUUAAGAAUCUAAAAGAAGUAAGUUAAAUACAUAUAAUUAUAGUUAAAUUUACAUGGAAAUAGAUUAAGAUAAUUACCAGAUGACCUAUCAUAAUUAAAGAAUCUUGAAACUUUAGAUAUAACAAAUAAUAUGUUUGAAAAUGUAAUGCUUAUUUUUAAUUUAGUUAUAAUAAGUAGUUCAAUCAUUAAAAACAUUACCUUCAUUAAAUCAUUUAGAAAUAGCAUUAAAAUCUAAAGAAGAAGAAGAAUUUAUAAUUGAAAAUCUACCAUAAUUAGUCAUGUUAAAUCAAUCAGCUAUUAAAAUUGAAGAUUAAUCUGAAUAACAAAGUGAUAUGUAAUCAGAGAGAUCAGCAACAGGUUUGGAAAUAACAUUAUAAUAAGAAGAUUUAGAAUAAAUGGCUGUAUAUAUUAUAUUAUAUAUUUAUAGUUGCUUCAUGAUAGUAUCAAAGAGUUAAGAAAAGAAGAUGAAGAAUCAGAAAAAUAAAUAUCUUCAGUUUUUGAAAACUCAGUUAAGACUAUAAUGAAAGAAUUAUAGACUAAAUUAGCAUAAAAAACACCUGAGCAUAUAACAAAUUUAACAAUUCUAAAAGUUUAAAAUUUAUUUUUAAAAUAGGCAAAAUAUAAUUUAUAUGAAGUUUGUUUUUAAUUGUUUAUAAGAUACUUUAAAUUAACAGAUAAAAAGUUAGAAUAGAUUCUAACUAAAAUACAUGAUUAACAUCAAUAGAUAUUUACAGAUAUGACUAAUGUUAUUAUGAAUGUUAGAGAUAAUUAAUCAAUAUAAUCAAUACAAAAAAAAUUAUUAGAAACUAAUUCAGGAUAAUCAAAUUAAGAAAAGGGAACAGAAUAAAGACUUAGACAAGAAUUAUAAGAAUUGUAAUAAUAUACAAGAGAAAUUGAAUAAGAAAAUAAAACUUAUUUAGAAUUAUUAAUUAAAUAUGGAAAAGGUGAAAAGAUUCAAUUAAAUUAAAUUCUAAAUAAUUAAUAAAAGACUGAAAAUUAAAAUAUAGAUAAUUCAUCAUAAUUUAUAUAAUAAAACAAUUAUGACAAAACAAUUGCUUUAAAUUUGAUAAGACCAUAAUAAAACUAAUAUGCAUCUAUUCAAAAUAAGAAUAAUUAAUUAUAAUCAAAUGUUUUGGUAUAAGCACCUUAAUUGGUUAAAAUGUUAACUUUAAAAUAAUUUAAAGAUUUAAUCUUAGAAAUAUAUGAAAGUAAAUUGAAAUUUGAUUAAAAAUGUUCUGAUUCUCAUUUACCAAGAGAAACAAUGGAAUAACAUAUGUAUACAUUUUUAAAUUAGAAAUAUGGUUUAAAAAGUUUAAUAUUGGAAUGGGCUUCCUGUAUUAUAAAUGCAUUAAAAAGAUAUGGAAAUGAUGAUAAUGAUGUUGCAGUAUUUGGUAAAAUUUUAAGGAAUGAAUGUGAUGAAGAAUUUAGAUUUGUUUAAGGUUAAGUGAAGAAUACUAUAUUGGAAUUAUUGAAAGUAAUAUUUUAAAUAUAACAAUUAUAUUAGAUGUAUUUGAGAGGAAAAUUUCCAUUAAAAACAAAUGCUGAUAUAAAAGAAAUGAUGAAUUAAAGAGUUAAUAGUUUUAUAUUCUAAGAAGAAGCUGAAGAUAUAAUAAAAUAUAUGUAUAAUCAAGAAGAUUCAGAACUAAUUCUUAACAAAUUAAAAUAAUAUUUUAUAUAGCCUACUAAACAUGUGGAGAAAAGAAUGACGAGAGAAGAGUAAUUGUAAAUAGUAAAUGAGAAGGAUAAAUCGAAGAUUGAAUUUUCAAUAUUUUAGAAGGUUAUUUUAGAUUUUUAAAUGAAAUCACAUGAAAAAUAUUUAUCAAAAUUUAUUUAACAAUUUAAACUUUAAGAUUAAGAUUAAAAUGGAAUUAUAGAUGAAGUAAUAAUAAUAUAUAUAAAUAGAAUGAAUUUCGAUAAUUGAUUACAGAUUUGAAUAUUGGAACUAAUGAUUUUGAUAUUUAGAGAUAUUUGAAUAAAAUAGAUCCAUACAAUAAUCAAUAAAUAACAUUUUCAUAAUGUGUUCAAUUAUUUUCCCAGGAAUAGGCACCAGGAACAAAUAUACCAAUAAUCUAGAAAAUUUCAGUUGAAAGUAUUUGA
Molecule: messenger RNA, 2231 nt
Organism: Paramecium primaurelia
Lineage: Eukaryota; Ciliophora; Oligohymenophorea; Peniculida; Parameciidae
Source: the annotation of a GenBank genome assembly